Molecule: messenger RNA, 4082 nt
Organism: Ictidomys tridecemlineatus (thirteen-lined ground squirrel)
Lineage: Eukaryota; Metazoa; Chordata; Mammalia; Rodentia; Sciuridae
Gene: Syt4
Product: synaptotagmin 4
Biological process (GO): calcium ion-regulated exocytosis of neurotransmitter; vesicle fusion
Cellular component (GO): synapse; plasma membrane; axon
Molecular function (GO): SNARE binding; calcium-dependent phospholipid binding; clathrin binding
Source: RefSeq, a predicted model, not a curated record
GGCAGGUGCUGAUUUCAGCCCUGUAGCGUCAGGAUUGCGUCAAUUCGGGUUUCAGCCACGUCUGGAGUCUCAGAGACGAGCUUUUCAGAAGAGCCAAAACAGGAACAGGGGUGGCAAAUCAUUGUGCGAGGGCGAGUGGACCUCCCUCUUCGCCUCCUCCCUGCUCCAGGCGCGGGUCCCCUGGGCUCUGCGCCGCUGUUCUCAGCACUCGGGAAAGCCGGCUCUUCAGAUCCAGGCAAGUCCAUCUAGCCAGGGAGUUUUCCGUUCAGCACCUCGGACAGAGCACGCAGCAAAAAAAUGGCUCCGAUCGCUACCAGCCGGGAAGAAUUUGAUGAAAUCCCCACAGUGGUGGGGAUCUUCAGUGCAUUCGGACUCGUCUUCACUGUCUCUCUCUUUGCAUGGAUCUGCUGUCAGAGAAAAUCAUCCAAGUCUAGCAAGACUCCUCCAUACAAGUUUGUUCAUGUGCUUAAAGGAGUCGAUAUUUAUCCUGAAAACCUAAAUAGCAAAAAGAAGUUUGGAGGAGAUGACAAGAAUGAUGUCAAGAAUAAGCCAGCUGUGCCAAAGAAUUCAUUGCAUCUUGAUCUUGAGAAGAGAGAUCUUAAUGGCAAUUUCCCCAAAACAAACCUCAAAGUGGGAAGCCCUUCUGAUCCAGAGAAUGUGACCCCGAAGCUCUUACUAGAAGGAGAAAAAGAGGCAGUUUCCCCCGAUAGCUUAAAAUCCAGCACAUCCCUCACUUCAGAAGAGAAGCAAGAGAAGCUGGGAACCCUCUUCUUCUCCCUAGAGUACAACUUUGAGAAGAAGGCAUUCGUGGUGAACAUCAAGGAGGCCCGGGGCUUGCCAGCCAUGGAUGAGCAGUCUAUGACCUCUGACCCGUACAUCAAAAUGACCAUCCUCCCCGAGAAGAAGCAUAAAGUGAAAACCAGAGUGCUGAGGAAGACCUUGGAUCCAGCUUUUGAUGAGACCUUCACAUUCUAUGGCAUUCCCUACACCCAAAUCCAAGAGCUGGCCUUGCACUUCACAAUCUUGAGUUUUGACAGGUUUUCAAGAGAUGAUAUCAUUGGAGAAGUCCUUAUUCCUCUCUCAGGAAUUGAAUUAUCUGAUGGAAAAAUGUUAAUGAACAGAGAGAUCAUCAAAAGAAAUGUUAGGAAGUCUUCAGGACGGGGUGAGCUACUGAUCUCCCUCUGCUAUCAGUCUACCACAAAUACUCUCACUGUGGUUGUUUUAAAAGCUCGACACCUUCCUAAAUAUGACGUUUCUGGACUUUCAGAUCCCUAUGUCAAAGUGAACCUGUACCACGCCAAAAAGAGAAUCUCCAAAAAGAAGACUCAUGUGAAGAAAUGCACCCCCAACGCAGUAUUCAAUGAACUGUUUGUCUUUGAUAUUCCUUGUGAGGGUCUUGAAGAAAUAAGUGUUGAAUUUCUGGUUUUGGAUUCCGAAAGGGGGUCCCGAAAUGAGGUGAUUGGGCGGUUGGUCCUUGGUGCAACGGCUGAAGGAACCGGUGGGGAACACUGGAAGGAGAUCUGUGACUUCCCCAGGAGACAAAUUGCGAAGUGGCACAUGCUCUGUGAUGGUUAGCGUCCUAGCCAUGAGUUGGAACUUAAGGGUUUUUACUAGGCAAGGAGAAAUUUUUUUUUUCUUAUAUGUGAUUGUAAGCUUGUGACACAACAAGCCACCUUUUGUUGGUAAGAAAUGGAUUGAAUUAGUAGACCAGAAAGUAACUGUAAAUGUACAUCAUGAUAAUUUCCCCCUUUAGUAGCAAAGUUGGAUAAAUUUUCAUAAGAUAUUUGAUUUCCCCUGCAGGUUGUCAGUGACAUAAAUAGGGAUGGUCAAUCCUGUUGUGAACACUGCACUACAAUCUGAGUCAUGGUUUGGAUCUAGAGGGUGAUGAUUCAUUACAAUGUCACUGAAAGUCCAGGUGAAUUUUUAAAGUUUUAAAACUGAAAAUCAUGCCUUCGCUUAUGAAAAUUCAUCCAUUUUUCUUCAAGUUGGGGAAAUCAAAUUUUAUUUAAAUCCAAAGAUAUUAAAGAAAUGUUUUCUAGUUUGUUUCUAUUAAUUAUGUCAAAUGCAAAUGGUUGUCCUGCAUAUCAAAGUAUCUGGUCAUUUCUCUUUGGUUUGUAAGUAUUUGAUACAAUUUUAUCAUAAGAGAAAUAACAGGUUCAUUUCCAAAGGACAAUGAACAACCUGAGAAGUUAUUUUAUCAAAGGGCUGAGUUGAGAACACUGUGGCUGAAAUAUGAUUUUUUUUCUCUUCUUUAAGGUUACAUGUGAGUCAAAAUGUAAAAUAGAACCUCACAUAAGAACCACAGCCUUGAAUUAUUCACUGCCUGUCACAAGCCUCAGUGUGACCUAAGAAACCCCUGUUUACCUUUGUGAAAUCGUCAAAUUAGCUAGUGGAUAAAGAGAUAAGCUUCAGGUAGAGAUUCAACUAGAAACAUGGUUUUCUUGUAGGAGAUAUGUACAGUGUACAAAUGUACUCUCAAGGCCAUCCUUUGUAUCCAAGUGGGCAUGGUCCCCUGAGUGUUGGCUUAAUUCAUUCUCCCCCAGAAAGGAUUAAGCUAUUUGAAAAGGGAAGGAAAUGAAGGGAAGGAAACAAAGGGGAGAAUAGAAGGAAGGAUGAGGAUUGGAUGGAAGGAAAGAAGGAAGAAAAACGAACUGUGAAGUUUUAUACAUUGCCAGAUUAAAACUAACAAAUCAAGUAACAAGUCAAAAAAAAAAUAGAGUAAGCCUGACAUAAUUUACAUGUUCACAAAAUAUACUUAGGCUGUCAAAUUAGCAAAACAAAGUGUGCUUUUCACUAUGUUUUCUAGGCUACUAGGUCUUGAGCUGUUGUCUGUAAAGCAGUUUAGAGACUUGUGUCUUGUACCAUUUUCCAGUGCCAGGGUUCUGAAAUGCACUCAAAACCUGUUAGAGGAAAGCAGAGCCCUGCGAUUAUCUGGAAAGAAUUCACUGGAGGGUAAUGUCACAAUAUUUGAGUUUUUAGAGACAUAUGAGUGAAACUCGGGUACGGCUGAAUUAUUAAAUAUGCAAGUUAGAAAUAAAGUCUACUGGAAAAUUUACACUUGGAGUCAGGUUUUGUGUCAGUACUUUAACAGUUUUUGAGAAUGUGUUUGAUAUUCCAGUGUUUGUAAAUUCUAUGAACAUGCAUUUUCCUAACAACUUCUACAUGCUUUUUAUGACAAUGCCUAAUGUAAAAAAAAAAUGUAUUACAUUCUGUAUGUGCAAAGAUCGAAAAUCAACCACUUUUUGUGCUUUAAGAUGACUUUGAGACAAAAAUGAACAUUCCCCAGCCAUGGUCUUCAUUCCAUACGAAGUCAUUCCGCAGCAUCUUGGUCUCCUCAGCUUUUCUGUGAAAGCAACAUGAACUUCAGACAGUGUGGAGCUUGGGGAAGCCAAAUGGCCUUUUUAAUGUGUGUAUGUUCGGUAUCAUGGGCCAUGGAAUAUGAGGUAUUUCAGAGCUCUGAAAAGCUGUGAGGAGUCAAUUUCCAGUAUCCUACACAGCAGCCAAUAGUAAUACCAGCCUUCAGUAUGAUUAUUGGAAGAGGGCUUUUUUCUUUUUCUUUUUUUUUUAAGUGGAACAACAAUGAAUGAACAAUUGAAAUUACAAUGGAUGUUUUGUAAAUAGUUUUUAGUUUUUAAAAUUUAAAGUGUUUUAGAGUGUGAAAAGUUGAGUGAAACUAUUUACAACGGGUAAGAAAAGAAAGAAGAAAAGCAAGAAAGGAAUCCAAACAGGCAGGGAGAUAUGUGAUCUCAUCAUUUUUGAAAAUUGUACUGUUUUAUAAUGUAUUACAAUAUCAAUGUGAAUAUCUUGAAUUCUGUUACCAAUCCUGCACUGUAUUAAACAUGUAAAUUAAUCGUUUGUCUGAUUAGCCAAACUAACCACCCUCAUGGGGAGGUAUCCAUGUUUGAAGAACUGUGUAACUCAGUAACUGACUUGUUCUGAUGUUGUAGCUCAAUAGAAGUGAUUUGGAAGGAAGCAUGGUUCACAAGAUGGUGUCUGUUCUUUUGUGCCAGCUCUGUAUGAUGUUUGUAAGACCAUGUUUGUAAGACAUGAAUAAACUGCUGCUUUUGCCCAACCCAUUUCAA